AGUUACUACAGCCUUUCUCAUUCGCCCACGAGUAUUUAGCUCUAAAGAAACAUACGAUCCAGUUACCAACGAAACUAUAUUUAUAAGGUCUUUACCUUUUCCUUCAUGGUUUCCCAUAGAUUUUCAUGAACACUACAUGUUGUGCUAUAUAACUCAAACAAUUGAUCUUCUUAGCGGCGCAAUUUUUCUGGUUAGCACAGUUACCAAUCUAUUCGCUAUCAUUUUCUUCAUUUUGGGAGAAAUGGUUAUACUUAACUACUUGUUGGUAAACUUCAAUUACUAUGCACAGAAAGUUAAAACUCAACUUCAGGUAGAUACUUUUGAAGCUGACGAUGUAGCUCUUAGAGAGUGUAUAAUUCUUCAUCAAAAUAUAAUAAGGCAUAUGAAUGCUUUUAACGAAGAAUUCAGAUUAACAUAUUUGUUGGACUUUCUUCACCACGCCCUGGUGACAAUUUUUGGUUUUGGAUGCAUGUUUCGGUUGGAACUAACACAUUUAGAAACAAUCUUCUACGAUUUAAUAGUAACAGAAACAUUUUUUAGAAUAUAUGUUAGUUAUUGCAAUGGGACCGACAUAAUCAUUGAGAGUUCGAGAGUAGGAUCAGCCAUUUGGAACAGCAACUGGUACGAAGAAUCUAACACAAAUCAACGAAAUAAAUUAAUAAUGAUGUUGAAAUCUACAAAGCCGAAAAGGCUUGAAAUGGGGCCAGUUGGUGUCUUCUCUUUAAAAACGUAUUUGUUGGUCUUUGCUUUGACAGUCAUAGCAACUUCAGGAGAUUUAUAUUUAAAUAAAAUGUAGUUGAAUCACUACUAAAGAAGAAAAUGGUAUUAUGACAUUCCAGAAUUGUUUUAUUUAUUUAUUUUGUGAACAGUAAGCAAUAAAUACUUGAUUCAAAGUUA
Messenger RNA from Diabrotica virgifera virgifera (western corn rootworm), 897 nucleotides. Its product is annotated as putative odorant receptor 69a. The transcript is spliced from 4 exons. Gene Ontology annotation, biological process: sensory perception of smell; detection of chemical stimulus involved in sensory perception of smell. Bases 137 to 796 code for a protein of 219 amino acids. NCBI's taxonomy places the organism in Eukaryota, Metazoa, Arthropoda, Insecta, Coleoptera, Chrysomelidae. Gene Ontology annotation, cellular component: plasma membrane. The record is from RefSeq and is a predicted model, not a curated record. Gene Ontology annotation, molecular function: odorant binding; olfactory receptor activity.